UCGUAACAUUUGGAGAUCUAAAAUUGAGGAAAUAAAAAAAGAAAAGUCUGAAGCUCAAAUCACAUUUGAACGAAAGAGGAAUUUAUCGAUAUUUGGGGCAAUUUGUUUUGUGGUCGGUUAUGUAACUUGGAAUGGAAUUAUCA
This is a messenger RNA of Racocetra fulgida, 143 nucleotides long. The record is from the annotation of a GenBank genome assembly. NCBI's taxonomy places the organism in Eukaryota, Fungi, Glomeromycota, Glomeromycetes, Diversisporales, Gigasporaceae.